AUGGCUAACAAUGGCGUACCGGCGACCGGAAAAGGCCUGAUCGUGAGUUUCGGCGAGAUGCUUAUCGACUUUGUGCCCACCGAAUCGGGCGUUUCGCUGGCGGAGGCUCCGGGCUUCCUCAAGGCCCCCGGUGGUGCCCCCGCCAACGUGGCGAUUGCUGUGGCCCGCCUUGGCGGGAAGGCGGCGUUCGUCGGAAAACUCGGAGACGACGAGUUCGGCCACAUGCUCGCCGGCAUCCUGAAGCAAUACGGCGUCACCGGAGAGGGCAUCCUCUUCGAUCAGGGCGCCCGCACCGCCCUGGCCUUCGUGACCCUACGCGCCGACGGCGAGCGUGAGUUCAUGUUCUACCGCAACCCUAGCGCCGAUAUGCUGCUCAAGCCCGACGAGCUCAACUUCGAGCUCAUCAAAUCCGCCAAGGUGUUCCACUAUGGAUCCAUAAGCUUGAUUGUGGAGCCAUGCAGAUCAGCCCAUCUAAAGGCAAUGGAGGUGGCCAAAGAUGCCGGUGCAUUGCUCUCCUACGACCCGAACCUGCGGCUGCCGCUGUGGCCGUCUGCGGAGGAGGCACGCAAGCAGAUCAUGAGCAUAUGGGAGAAGGCUGAUGUGAUCAAGGUUAGCGAUGUGGAGCUUGAGUUCCUCACAGGUAGCCCUAAAAUCGAUGAUGAGAAUGCAUUGACUCUGUGGAAGGACAACUUGAAGCUCCUCCUCGUCACUCUUGGUGACAACGGUUGCAGAUACUACACCAAGCAUUUCCGGGGAUCCGUGGAAGCCUUCCAUGUCAAAGCAGUGGACACUACUGGCGCUGGUGAUUCGUUUGUGGGUGCUCUCCUUGCAAAGAUUGUUGAUGACCAAUCUAUUCUUGAAGAUGAGCAGAGGUUGAGAGGGGUGCUGAAAUUUGCAAAUGCAUGUGGAGCCAUUACAACCACCAAGAAGGGAGCAAUCCCUGCCCUUCCCAGCGAGUCUGAAGCCUUCACCCUAAUCAAGGAAGCUUAG
Prunus armeniaca (apricot) is the source of this 990-nucleotide messenger RNA. The record is from the annotation of a GenBank genome assembly. Lineage: Eukaryota; Viridiplantae; Streptophyta; Magnoliopsida; Rosales; Rosaceae.